Messenger RNA from Rubroshorea leprosula, 3119 nucleotides. The record is from the annotation of a GenBank genome assembly. NCBI's taxonomy places the organism in Eukaryota, Viridiplantae, Streptophyta, Magnoliopsida, Malvales, Dipterocarpaceae.
AACACAGCUCGGCGCCAGCACAACAUCUCCUCACACCCGACGUUUUACCCGCCACCCAUGCACCACGCUCUCCCCGCCCCCCAUAUUGGCGGGGAAAAUUUCAAAUUCCGUAAUUCAGAUAGAGGGAAACCUUAGGAACCUUUAAUUUUCAAACUCCAGCUCCACGCCCACUCUCGCUUCCCUCCCUAUAUAAAUCUGGCUCCCCGCUCUCGUUUCUAAGCGCCCAACACCUGCUCGACGAAAUUCCUUAGUGAGAGAGACAGAGAGUGAGAGAUUAGAGUCUGAAGAUGUAUGUGGUGAAGAGAGACGGGAGACAGGAGGCGGUGCACUUUGACAAGAUUACGGCGAGGUUGAAGAAGCUCAGUUAUGGUCUCAGCAGUGAUCACUGUGAUCCGGUGCUUGUGGCGCAGAAGGUGUGCGCUGGUGUCUAUAAGGGAGUUACCACUAGCCAGCUUGAUGAAUUGGCCGCUGAGACUGCCGCUGCUUUGACCGCUAACCACCCUGAUUAUGCUUCCUUGGCUGCCAGGAUUGCUGUUUCAAAUCUACAUAAGAACACUAAAAAGUCUUUCUCGGAGACGGUCAAGGACAUGUACAAUCAUUUCAAUGAUAGAUCUGGGCUAAAGGCUCCUUUGAUUGCUGAUGAUGUUUAUGAGAUAAUCAUGAAGAAUUCUGCUCGUUUGGACAGUGAGAUCAUUUACGAUCGUGAUUUUGAAUAUGAUUACUUUGGCUUCAAAACCCUUGAGAGGUCCUACCUUUUAAAAGUUCAAGGGAAGGUUGUAGAGAGGCCCCAACACAUGCUUAUGAGGGUUGCUGUUGGAAUUCACAAGGAUGAUAUUGAUUCUGUCAUCAAAACAUACCACAUGAUGUCUCAGCGUUGGUUUACUCAUGCUUCUCCAACCCUUUUCAAUGCUGGGACACCAAGGCCUCAAUUGAGUAGCUGCUUCUUGAUAUGCAUGAAAGGUGAUAGUAUUGAAGGGAUAUAUGAUACCUUGAAGGAGUGUGCUGUUAUCAGCAAGUCAGCUGGAGGAAUUGGUGUGUCUAUUCAUAAUAUUCGAGCAACAGGUAGUUAUAUUCGUGGAACAAAUGGUACAUCUAAUGGCAUUGUUCCAAUGCUGCGGGUCUUCAAUGACACUGCCCGUUAUGUUGAUCAAGGAGGUGGCAAGAGAAAGGGUGCUUUUGCUGUGUACUUGGAGCCAUGGCAUGCUGACAUUUUUGAGUUUUUGGAUCUGAGGAAGAAUCAUGGAAAGGAAGAGCAUCGGGCUCGGGAUCUAUUUUAUGCUCUUUGGGUGCCAGAUCUAUUUAUGGAAAGGGUGCAGAGUAAUGGGCAUUGGUCCUUAUUCUGUCCCAAUGAGGCUCCAGGUCUAGCAGAUUGUUGGGGUGCAGAAUUUGAGAAACUAUACACUAAAUAUGAAAGAGAGGGCAAGGCAAAGAAGGUUGUCCAGGCACAGAACCUUUGGUUUGAAAUUUUGAAAUCCCAGAUAGAAACUGGGACCCCUUACAUGCUGUUUAAGGAUACUUGCAAUAGAAAAAGUAACCAGCAAAAUCUGGGAACGAUUAAAUCAUCAAAUUUGUGUACUGAAGUAAUUGAAUACACAAGUCCAACAGAGACUGCUGUAUGUAAUCUGGCGUCUAUUGCCCUCCCUAGAUGUGUAAGGGAGAAGGGGGUUCCUCUUGAGUCACAUCCAUCUAAGCUUGUUGGGAGUAGGGGAUCUAAGAAUAGAUAUUUUGACUUUGAUAAACUGGCUGAGGUUACUGAAAUUGUUACAAGAAAUCUUAACAAAAUAAUUGACGUUAACUACUAUCCUGUUGAAACUGCAAGGACAUCUAAUUUACGACAUAGGCCCAUUGGUAUUGGAGUUCAGGGUCUUGCAGAUACCUUCAUCUUGCUUGGCAUGGCCUUUGACUCACUAGAGGCUCAACAGCUGAACAAGGACAUUUUUGAGACCAUUUACUACCAUGCUCUGAGAGCUUCUUCCGAGAUAGCUGCGAAAGAUGGCCCCUAUGAAACAUAUAUUGGGAGUCCUGUGAGCAAGGGCAUUCUUCAGCCUGAUAUGUGGGGGGUAACUCCUUCAAAUCGGUGGGAUUGGGAUGCUCUGAGGAACAUGAUAGCUAAGAAUGGAGUGAGGAAUUCACUUCUCUUAGCACCAAUGCCCACUGCUUCAACCAGUCAAAUCCUUGGAAAUAAUGAAUGUUUUGAGCCAUAUACUUCCAACAUUUACAGUCGUAGAGUUUUAAGUGGUGAAUUUGUUGUGGUCAACAAGCAUCUCCUCCAUGACCUAACUGAGAUGGGUCUCUGGUCUCCUGUUGUUAAGAACAAGAUAAUCUAUGAGAAUGGUUCUGUUCAGAAUAUCCCUGAAAUACCUGAUGAUUUGAAGGGAAUUUACCGGACUGUUUGGGAAAUCAAGCAAAAAACCUUGGUUGACAUGGCUGUAGAUCGUGGAUGCUAUAUCGACCAGAGUCAAAGCUUAAACAUCCACAUGGAUCAGCCUAAUUUCGGAAAACUGACUUCAUUACAUUUUUACGCAUGGUCCAAGGGUUUGAAAACAGGAAUGUAUUAUCUACGAUCUCGUGCUGCUGCUGAUGCCAUCAAGUUCACUGUUGACACUUCCAUGCUUAAAGAAAAGCCCAAGGUAGAAGAGGAUGAUGGUACCAAAAUGGCACAGAUGGUAUGUUCCUUAACAAACCGUGAGGAAUGCAUGGCUUGUGGAAGCUAAUCAGCUAAAUUUAGCAGUGGAGCAGCUCCAUAUUUAUAUAUAGAACAAAGCUUACAUUCUCUAAAAUCCAAGAUGCAGCAUCCUCUUGAAGUGUGCAGAUGGUGGUCUUUUGCUUCCCGUCUCAACAUGUUAGUAAGGACUAAGGAUUUGAAGUGUUGCAAAUGUAGUCUAAGAUUGUUAAGUUUAGAUUAUGUAUAUAGCUUUAUGUUUGCAGUACUUUUUUAAUAAGACUGCAUUUUAUAUCAAGGAAAUUCGAUUUGAUAGUUGGCCUAAUUUAAGGUAUAGAUGUGGCAAUUUAAACAUUGGGCUGGCUCAUUGAUACAGUGCCCUCCUAGCAUAUAUAUUGACGGCAAAAACUCUUCUUAAGUCCUCAAACUUACUCUAAAAUAACAUUUAAGUUUUUAA